Talaromyces rugulosus is the source of this 1356-nucleotide messenger RNA. RefSeq lists its product as uncharacterized. NCBI's taxonomy places the organism in Eukaryota, Fungi, Ascomycota, Eurotiomycetes, Eurotiales, Trichocomaceae. Gene Ontology annotation, cellular component: nucleus; cytoplasm. Bases 1 to 1356 code for a protein of 451 amino acids. The record is from RefSeq and is a predicted model, not a curated record. The transcript is spliced from 7 exons.
AUGGAAUCACCCGCCGUACCCGUUCCCCUCGAUCCGCGAGAGCAGCCCAUCCUUGAAAAGCUCCUCCGCACCCGUGAUGCACUUCUUUUGCUGAAGCAGGAUAAGUCGUCGUACAUCAAGUCUCGCGAUGUUUUGCCUUUGUACGAAGAGGUUAUUGGCGAGGUCGAAACCCUUAAUUCAAUCCGCAAGGAACGAGGUGGCCGAUUGAUAUACAACCGAUUUAUUGUUUCGCUGCUUCUAGUGGACUAUGUGCUUGAUGAUUGCUUCCAACUUAUUUCUCUCCUCUUCCUCACAGUCGGCCGAAACAACGAGGCUCCCGCGACGUAUUCACUGGCAACAACAAUCCAGCGCUUGCUUGACCAUCUCGAAGAAGCCGGUUUUUAUAGUGCUAAAGAUCUUGAAUCCAUAUCAAAAACGCUUGACAGCAUGCAGGAAGCCAUAGAGCGCGGCAAAGAUAUACACUCUCCACAUCUCCUCACCCUCCUACAGAGUCGGCUUCAGCAAUGUCACAUAUCUCUGGAUACUCUCUAUAACGGCCUCAAACCUCUUGCAGCCGAACUGGCCCCUUUACAUGAAACUUUAGUGUCGAUCCUUCGAUCAACGUCCGCAGUUAACACUCGUUCCAAGUUUUCUGCUUCGGAAGUGCUCGAUUUGCAGGAGCGCCUGAAAGAGAUACAGAGCCGCACCAAAGAUGGAAACUUUGUCGGAUCCGAUGGACAAGUAUUGAGUGGACAGGAAGUUGUUAAGCCUCUCUGGGAUAGAUGCUGGAGGUGGACGGAACUUGUGCUUGAGAGGAAAGGACAAGUUGAAGAACGAUUCCAGGAGCAGUACUCGCGGAUUCUUGAGAUAAAGAAUCAGCUGGAGCGAUUGUCCAUGACACAGGCAUGGUCUCUUCGUGAAACAGAUCUCUUCCAAUUCCAGCGUAAGCUUGAUCGUAUCGAUGAAGCUCGUGUCAAUGGAAAUUUCAUCGAUUCCACGGGCCAAACAGCGGACCUCCACACCCAGAGAACAUUGCUUUACCUGAUCCGUCGCAGUUACGCUUACAUUUAUGCGCUUCUCAUCGCCUCGGAACCUGUAUCAGAAGCUCUGUUGCCAAUUUACAAUCAAUUGCAAACACUACGCCGUUGUUUGUUAGAAGUCAAGGACUCUGGUGGCGUGUCCAAUGCACGUGAACUUUAUCCAUAUAGCAUGAAAUUAAACUCCAUCGACAGUAUGCGUGUAGAUGGAAAGUUCUUUAUAGGAAGCGAUCUUCCAGAAGGUCAAGGUAGUGUUAAUUCACUGCUGGCAGAAUGCUACGAAAUUGCCUAUGAACUGAGAGCAGCUGUCGAUGAAGAUAAGGAAGACCAAGAGGACUGA